AUGCCGCAAACUCUUGAAGCAGAAGCAUUUCUAUCUCGCAUCGCUGUGCUGCCGUCCGGUCCUGGCGCUGCUGGGAAGCUGUCUGAUGUUUUACAGCCGUCACUUGAUGACGAGGCUGCCUUGCGCAAGCUCUUUGCGAUGGACAAGGCCAAUGCCCGUCUGGACAAUUUGUAUGUCGGACUUGUCGACGUGUUUGACGCGCCGGACGUCAUAAGGACGACUCGAGCCCGCGUCGUGAAGGACGAGAUUGAUCUCUCAGCCAAGUAUGUUAUGCCUUUGUCCGAAGGUCGGAGGCGCAAAGAGGGCGCGCCUGCCAUGGUUGCGACUCUCGAAGACUUCAAGAAGAAUUGGGCUAUCUUCAGCGAGGGUUCGCUGUCUCAGCUGUUGGACUGGAACAACGUCAUCGCCGCUGGAGGUGCCGUCCAAGCGUGUCUCAAUCCGGUUCCCGAGUAUGCCAAGGUCUCCAAGCGCGCGUUGCGAAAGCAUUUCCACACCAACGAGUACCCCACCUCUGACGUGGACUUAUUCCUGUAUGGUAUGACUCUCGAACAAGCUGAAGUCAAGAUCAACGCGAUCUAUGAGGCCGUACGCGAUUCUGUCCCCUGGGAUGUGACGUGUGUGCGCACGAAGCACACUGUGUCCAUUCACUCCCAGUACCCCUAUAGGGCCAUCCAGAUCGUGUUGCGCUUGUACCGCUCGCCCGCUGAGAUCUUAGCUGGAUUUGAUAUCGACGCGCCGUGCUGCGCGUACGAUGGGAAACGCGUGUGGGCGAACCCCCGGGCGAUCGUAGCCAUGAUGCGUCAAUGCAAUACCGUUGACACGACGCGCAGGUCGCCUUCAUACGAAGUCCGGCUGGCGAAGUACUCUGAACGCGCUUUCGAAGUCUACGUGCCUACUCUCAGGCGCGAAGAGAUUGAUCCCACGAUAUUCGAGCGCUCCAUUCUUCGUAUCCAGGGCCUUGCAAGAUUACUCGUCCUGGAAAAGCUCAAGGACACGGAGACGCGCACGAGAUACCUUACCGAGCGUCGUAACCUUCGUGGCCGACAGAGUGUGGAGCAAGACCGGAGGCGCAAGUAUAGGAAACGGUACAAGGGCGACUUGAAGACGAAUGUAGAAUUCAGCGGCCUAGAGAUGAACGACUAUGACGUGGUCUCGCUUCAUAUCCCGUAUGGUCCAGGCUGGGAUGCCAGACGUAUAGAGAAAUUGAUUUAUCAAACGGACCUGGGCAUGAAUUCUCCUUUCAAUCCGAAGAAUAAAGAUCGACGACUCCAUCGCCACCCGGCCUUCUUUGGCACGAUGGAAGAGUGUCUUAACGACUGUUGUGAGCAUUGUAUAGAACCAAAGAACGAGGAAGAAAAGACGCAGCAGGAAGACGAAAACAAGGCUUACAUCAGAGGCCGUGUAGAGUUCAUCCAGCAGGACCCCGGUCGCCAGAGUAUCUCGGGAAGCUUCAACCCCAUCGAUGUUGGAGAAUGGGCCGAGCAGGCCUACGUGGGGCCAGUCGAAAAGUUUUUCAACGCAAUUGCUAAGCUUGAUAGACCCGCAGUUGCCCACUUAUUACAACAAGAAGAGACGGACGUAAACCGUCGUGACCAUGUGGGCAGAACCGCACUUCAACUGGCCAUCGUGUGCAAAGCUUCCGAUAUCGCUUGUGACCUCGUUGAUGCUGGCGCUCGGAUAACCGCUCGCGUUGCAGAUGGAAGGACCUCGCUGCACUUGGCUGCUCAGCUCGACCUACCUGCCGUUGUUCGCAAGCUCCUCGAGCGAAGCGUUGUUAAUGCCGAAAAAGCGAAAGAGGAUGCCGAGGAGAAGCAAAAGAAGAAGGGACGCAGCAAAGACGAGAUGGAUGUUGACGACGGGUCUGGAGGUGACGACGAGUCUGGAAGUGACGACGAGAACAGCAAAAACGACUGGUCGUCAGAAGAUGGCGCGAAAGGCCAGAAGAUCGAAGAACAGCCGCAAGUUGACAAUGGUCAGAUACCCGAAGAUGAGACAGAGGAACCUGACGUCUUCGACCUCAACGCCGCGGAUUGGGACAUGGCGUUCACUCCCCUCCAAUACGCUAUUGCGUCCGGAUCCGUGUCCAUCGUGGACGAGCUAAUUGCUGCAGGCGCGGACGUCAAAGUGGUUACCACAGCGAAUCGGUAUGAUGCUCCCCGUUUGCAUCAACUGACUGCUACCAUCUUGACAGAGGAUCAAGAUGUCGCCUGCCAGAUCGCAAAGAAACUCUUUGCUGCUGGAGCAGUCUCAUCUGAGGCGGAUGAUGAAUUGGUUACGGUGUUCCACCGCGUUGUUGCUGCUGGAAGGCCCCAGCUGGUCGCAACCUUCCUUAGCUCCGAUCCCAAUGCGAAGGUCGUCAUAAAUACCCCUCACGUCGCGCCAUUCGGUACCAUUACGAGCCCUAUUAUUUCCACCAUCACCAGAGGCAACUGGUCCACUCUUGCAAUCCUUCUCGCGUUCAACGCGAAACUCACGCUCACAGAGGAAGACUUUUAUCGAGCACGGGAGAUGAGCAAUAAGAACUCUCGCGGGCAUGUUUCUAAUACCUAUGAGGGCAGAGUUCUUAUGCCCAUCGAAACGGCGCUUGCAAAGUGUGACGACGUCGUUGAUCUAGUGGUUGCAUUGGGGGCCGACGUCAACGCGCCGACAAUGGAGGCUGUGAAGAGGAAUUAUACGAAUAAAUACCAUCACAACAUUCUGGACUGGGUACGGUGCGCAAUCUCAGCCUUGGAUGCCAGACUGCAGUGGGCAGACGCCCCUGAUAAUGAUGACGACGACCUACACGCAUUUGCCACGAACUCUGGAUGGAAGGGGAGCCGAGCACAGUUUUUCCGCAAUCGCAGGGAGGGGGAACUGCAAUACCAUCUUUCUCUGCUCACCCAGCAAGAGAAGCAGAUCUUGCUGGAGGCGAAGGGUUACUUCAGUGCCGUUGAAACCCUUUUGUCCUCUCACGGUGCAAAGACAUGGGACGACCUCCAUCCCGAUGACAAAGCCGAUAGCGAGGCCAAAGACUAUCUAAUCCGACAUCGUCCAACAGAGCGUAAAAGCAUGAAGCUGCUGGGGUAUCUUCGCGUGGUUGGAGAAUGCUAUAACACAAGUCCGGUGCUUCCUCAUUUGGUUGCGCGUUAUGAUGAACUAUUCGAGGCGAGAGGAAGAUCAGAAGAAACUCCGCUGCAGAUUGUGGUUUGGUUCGGUGAUUCAUUUGAUACACCCUUGUCCAUAGCUCUCGAGCGCGGUCACUGGGAUACCGCACGCCUGGUACUUGCAAUUGCCCAUGCUCAGCAUCAGCCCGAUGAGUCCAAAGCUCAGAAAUUCCAGACGCGAGAUAUUGUCUUGGAUAACGAUGACGAAGACUCCGAAGACGACGAUGAAGACAUGGAUUCCGAUGACGAGGCCAUAGACUUCAUUGACGUGGCGAAGAGACCUUCCACUGUUCAAACACCAACCACCGCCAGGUGCCUCUUGCAGGAUAUGAGCGUUCACUGGUUCAGCGCAGAUGGGGAGCAGGAACAAGUUGGAUCUGUUCUGAAGAGAGCCAUAGUCAAUGAUGACUUCGAAGCUUUCGCUCAGAUCGUAGAUAUGCACAAUGGGUUCCCGGUACCCGUUCCUCUUACUUCCUCCGUAUUGGGCGACAUCAUUGUAUCCGAUCGACCCGAUAUGUUGGACGAGCUUUUACGUCGCACGGGCCUGGGUGUCAACAUCGAAGUCUCCGUCAGUGAGGAUGGGCAGGCUGAGACUGUACAGAAGAAGGUCUCCAAAGUUUACUUGGGACUCAAUGUGCAUGGGAAGAAGAGAAAGGAUCUCGCCACGAAGGGCGAUCCCAACGCCCCGCCCGCUACCGAAACCCCCACUAUUCCAAUUUUGUGGAUGGCAGCUCGAGCAGGGGCCUUAAACAUUAUCAAGUAUCUUGCGGGAGAUCGCCCUGUGUCUGCGUAUCGCUACUACGCUUCUACUCACAGCGAUGAACGUGCCCAACAUCUUCGGCAAGUCCGAGAUCUUGCAGGCGUCCUCCCACGUUGGCUGGGAUGGACGAUGAAUGCUAUGAACGAAUCUGUGCUAACUGCUGCAGUCAUUGGAGAUCGCCUCAAAGUGAUUGAAACUUUGGUUUCACUUCAGCCUGAACAAAUGAGAAGCGCGCUGCCCGCCAGGAUCAGAUAUGUUGAUUUCAACCUCAUCCUAGUGGCUGCAAAUUGGGGAUGCAGCCCUGAAGUGUUCGACUAUUUGCUGGAACAGGGUGUUCCUGUGGAUGUAGUGGAUCACCGCGGAUGGAAUGUCCUCCAUCUAUUAUGUUCUCAAGACACGGUGGCUCACUUCAAACUCCUUGAUCAUGUACUGCACAAGUUACCGCACGAUGUCGCGGAAUGCUUACUUGUUCAGCAAUCAAAGGGCGUUAAAAAUACUCCUCUUCAUCUUGCAGUCAAAUUACGCAGGCUUGAUCAUGUAGGCCUCCUGCUCUCCGUCAAAGCAUCCCCACUCGUCCUCCGUGAUGACGGCGGGUCUACUGUCCUGCACGUUGCUGUCAAGCAAAGUUCUCCGAAGAUAACUCGCAUUCUCCUUGAGGCUGGUCCGCCUGAAGCGCUCUUUACGGAGGAUAGUGUUGGUUGCACGCCACUCGAGACUGCUUGUCAGAUUGUACUUCAGCAUAAAGUUGCAAAUGGCUUCAUUGGCAAUGUCUAUUCCCCAGCUACGUUAUCGGAGGACUUCGGUUCGACUAUCGACAGGAAGCCGAACAGCAAGCUGCUUCCCUAUACUCAAGACGAUAAAGUUUCACAUCUGCGAGCCACGGUUCAGCAGCUGUUGCAGGAGGGCCGUCUUAGAAACGGUACGAAGUUGGCCACCGAGUUGAUCUCAUUUGCCGACAAUAUGGAAGCCAGACUGGUCGAAAGAAAGCCCGAAGCUCAGGUCGGAGAAUCUGCGAAGGCCGACCAGGAACCCGCUGAAGCGUCCCAAUUGAAGACAGACAGCGUCAGUCCGACAAAGACUUUGGAAUGUCUUAUCGAGGCUGCCGCUCGUGCAGACUCUCGGCAGCGCCGUCUGGUGCACCUUCUUGACGUGCACCAGUCGGUGAAGAGCAGUUUGGGCCGCUCUGUUCGUCCAUCGGAAUGCCAGAAACAGAUAGAAGUGGCCGUGGACGACGGCUUGGCCCAGGCAGUCGAGGAGAGUACUGAAGACUUAUUCGAGCGGAACAGCGCCUUGUCAAUUUGGUCAAGCAGCGCGGGACGUCUACGUAGCUCAACAGAUCUCUUUCGCGACUUGCCAGCAGGAUUUCCUGCUUUGUUCAAUGUCGCCAUGACUUGUCCGCACCCGAUGUCCUACUGA
Molecule: messenger RNA, 5319 nt
Organism: Sparassis crispa
Lineage: Eukaryota; Fungi; Basidiomycota; Agaricomycetes; Polyporales; Sparassidaceae
Exons: 13
Coding region: 1-5319 (1772 amino acids)
Molecular function (GO): protein binding
Source: RefSeq, a predicted model, not a curated record